Messenger RNA from Neurospora crassa OR74A, 726 nucleotides. RefSeq lists its product as hypothetical. The transcript is spliced from 2 exons. Lineage: Eukaryota; Fungi; Ascomycota; Sordariomycetes; Sordariales; Sordariaceae. The coding region runs from base 1 to 726 and encodes 241 amino acids. The record is from RefSeq and is a predicted model, not a curated record.
AUGCUUGAAGGCGACAUCACCUUCGAAUGCGGUCACUAUCACUACUAUCCCGAGCCAACUCCUCAUGCCAACUGCAUCCGUCAGGGAACUUACGUGUAUGAACCCGAGCGGGAUGGUACACCAGGUGGACCGGUUCAUCAUUGGGUCCGGCGGGAUGGGAAUGACAAUAUAGUGGGACCCGAUUCUGACCCCUCGUUGCGAGUACCUCUAGAGGCACCAGAAUCCGUGACGGGCAAGGGUUAUAGAAUGCCAGAGCGAGUACGGAUAUCAGAACUGCUACCAGGACCGGCACUGGCACGCACUCCUAGCGGUACCCUUGAGGCUAGUUUACGACGAAGACUAAAGCAGGAGUUGAGGGAGAGAAAUCGUGCAGAACGAAGACGGCCUCAUGUAAAUUCCGGGGGGGCGGAAGCAAACAACGACAUCAAAGAGGAUAUACGAGGCGACGUGCAGGUCAUAUUAGAAAAGGAACUCAGGGACCUGAUGAAAAGAAAAACGUAUCAGGACAUGACGGAGGAGGAAGUGAAGAGGGAGGCAUGGAGGAUUACUUAUGCUGAAGUGAAUCGGGUAUUGCUGAGGGAGAUGCACGAUAUGAUGGAAGAGACGAAGGAAAUCUUGGAUCAGGAUUUGACGAUGGUGCUGGAGAGGGUGAAAGAGGGGGUCUCUAAAGAGGAGGUGACGGAGGAGGUGAAGGAGGAGGUGAGGGUAAAGGAGGAAUCGGAGUAG